UUGCGGCGGAUCUGACCGUUCGCCGCGAUCGAGUGCUUCUCGUGGACGCGAUAGACCGGAGGAUCGAACGCGCGGCGUCUCGGAGUCCGCGAACCGCGUCCGCGGUCGACGUCAGCGAAGCCGCGCCGCGUCAGCGAGCGAGGAAUUUCCCAUCGAACCGCCCCGUCCACCUCGCGGACCGAACCGCCGCGGCCCGUGCGUGAUCUCGCGACGCGACGAUGAGCUCUAGGACGACCGUCAACGGCCACAGGGUCGGGAGGAUGGUCUCCCUCGGGCGCAUCGCCGCGCCGAAACCGAUCAACCUGCCGUCGCAGAGGAAAGAAAACAACAUCGACAACCCGCGGCUGAACAACGACCCGAACGUCGUGCUCGUUCCGAAAGGGCAUCACACGUGGGGGCACGGGGACGACGGCGGAGACGACGGCGGAGGGACGUGGGCGCCGCAAGGCGUCGGCGCCGCGUGGAGCUCGCCCGGGGGUGGCGGGCGAGACCAGGGGCGAGGGCCGCCCCCCGAUCAACGUCGACGCGUGGACUCGUACCCGGACCUUCACGGAGGCGGAGGCGGAGGAGGCGGCGGCGGCGGCGGCGGCGAACGAGGCCACCCGCACAGACCGCACGACGGGUAUGACGAGCGAGACGACCGCGGCCCGGGACCCGGGCGAGGGUACGGGGAGAGAGAGUACGGCGCGCGCGGGCCGCCGCAGUGGAGCGAACGCGGAGGAAGAGACGGGUGGGGACGAGACGUCAACGGCGGGUACGCGAGGGACGAGCGACGGUACGACGAGUCAGGCAGGGAACACCAGCACCACGACGACCGGGGAGGGUUCAGAGGCGGCGGCGGGGGAGGGUACCACGACCAACACGGGCAGUACGGGUACCGCGACCACCACCACCACCACCACCACCACCACCAGCGGCAGUACAGAGAGUACGACGACCGCGGCCCGCCGAGGCGGCGAUCGUUCGAGCACGAGCGAGGCGGCGUCGCGCCGCCGAUGCCGCCCGGACCGCCGCCCGGACCGCCGCCCGGACCGCCGCCGCUGCCGCCCGGACCGCCGCCGUCGAGCGCGAUGAAGACGAGCGACGACGCGCCGCCGGCGUCGCCGCCGAUCCGACGCUCGAGCGGGGGCGCGUCGCUCGGGAUUAUGAACGAGUGGGGCUCGGACGAUCCGGGGAUGGAUUACUCCGUGUUGCCCUCGCUCGACGACGGCGACGGGGGAUCCCCGCCUCCGCCGCCGCCGCCGGGGCCUCCCCCCGGAGGGGGCGGGGUCGGUGUGGGGUCGCCCCCGAACGGCGGCGGCGGUCCCGUGCGGGUGUUGACGCGCGCGCAGGGUGCGCCGCCGCCGAUCGCCGCGAAGUCGCCAAACUUCAGCAGCGCGAAGCUCCCUGAGCAUCUCCGAGAUUUGCGCCUGGCGGACCACGAGAAGAAGCUCUGGUCCCCGGGCGGGGCGGGCGGCGGCGGCGGGUCCACGUCGCGGUCGUCCUCGCACGGCGAACGACGACCGCCCGUGAGCAAAGAGACGCACGAGCCGAGCAAGGUUGUCAUCGCGCGCAAGCCGGACGCCACGGUCGCGAAGGACCAUAAGCCGAACAAAGGCUCGCCGAGGCAGCAGACCAAGGGCAAAAAGGGCGGCAAGGGUGGCGAGGACGCGAACGGCGCGACGCCGCCGACGUCCGCGGAGAAGUCACAGCGGCGAAAGGGCGGCGGCGGCGGCGCGGCCGCGGCGGUGCCUCCGUCGCCGCCUCCGCCUCCGGGCCCGCCGCCGCCGGGCACGCCGAAGAGCAGUUCAGGGGCGUCGGCCCCGCCAGUGCCCCCCGGGCCGCCCCCCGCGGCGGUCGUCAAGGCGGCGAAGAAGACCAAUCAGGGCGGGAAGCACGGCGGCGGCGGCGGCGGCGGCGCGGGAAAGAAGGAGAAGGACAGCGGCUCCGGCGGGGACGGCAAGGCACAGGGCGCGGGGAAGUCGAAGGCGAAGAAGAGUUCGAAACCGACCGCGAGUCCCGCCGGCGGCGACGGCGAGCCCGCCGCGGCUUCGGGGAAAGACGCGGUGAAGAAGCCGCCGCCGCCGAAGAGGAACGGCAAAAAGCCGCCGCAGCCGAAAGAGAAGCCCGCCGGCGACGUCGCUAAGGCGAAGACGAAGGCGCCCGAGCCCUCCACGCAGGCGGCGGCGUGAGCGACGCCGCGCGCGAGCGCCGCGGACAUCCCCCGACGGCUCGAUCGAAAUCGAUGCAUUAUGAGCGCAGGGGUGUGUGUUCGACUACUUUGUCGAUGACGUUGUAAUCGCAUAAAUUUUCUU
Messenger RNA from Micromonas pusilla CCMP1545, 2294 nucleotides. RefSeq lists its product as uncharacterized. The coding region runs from base 219 to 2171 and encodes 650 amino acids. The record is from RefSeq and is a predicted model, not a curated record. NCBI's taxonomy places the organism in Eukaryota, Viridiplantae, Chlorophyta, Mamiellophyceae, Mamiellales, Mamiellaceae. The transcript has 2 exons.